Molecule: messenger RNA, 2136 nt
Organism: Mycena indigotica
Lineage: Eukaryota; Fungi; Basidiomycota; Agaricomycetes; Agaricales; Mycenaceae
Exons: 4
Coding region: 1-2136 (711 amino acids)
Source: RefSeq, a predicted model, not a curated record
AUGCCCGCUCGCGGCGCGCAUACUGCGCCCAAGUUCGACUCCACGAAGCCAGAAGAGCUUCGUCGUUAUCGCGCCGAUGUUGAGUACUUGAUGGGGCUAGCAAAUAUCACUACGACUGAGGAUAAGAAGAAAGCAUGCUCACGUUACCUUUCAGUCCAAGACCAGGAGCUCGUUGAAGGUCUUGACGAGUUCCAUGAUGCCACUAAGACCACGGCCCGCGUCGGCAUCCACUCCGAGAACGAGCUCGCUGCGUUCUUCCGAACCUUCGUUCGCAUCGCCAAGUUUCUCAUUUCGAAGAAACGGCUUUCUGAGACUGAACAGAGCCACGCAUUCUUGCGUGCUCUCCAGCCCGCCUCGCUUCAAGCGGCUGUGAAGCAACGGCUUCAGAUCAUCCGCCCGAACGUCCACGCGGACGACCCUUCUGCCUUGCCGGCUCGCCGUCCCCUGCUGUUGAACGCGGCACCAACCCCGAGCCCCGCUGAACCUGUGGUCAAGACGGACCCCGAGCUGAAGGCGGUGCUCACCUCUAUAAGUCAGCUUGUUGCCGUGCUCGCCAGUCAAGCACGCACCAAUGCUGCCCCCAGCCAAUCCCCCCAGACACCCAGCAACGCCAACCCCUCCGCGAAUCCCGGCCGCUCCUCCGGACAGCGCCACCCCGGCUGCAGCUAUUGCCUCGACCUCACCCACUUCAUGCGCGAGUGCCAGAAGUUGAUUGAAGAUAUAAAAGCUGGAUUAGUCCGACGAAACGAAGAAAACAAGCUGGUCUUACCCGAUGGAAGAUACCCUUCCCGGGCUCUUGCAGGCCAGUGCCUCCGCGAACGAAUCCUCGCUUGGCACGAGCAGAACCCUGGCCAGAAACUGACGCCCCAGCUGAUCGUCGACGUUGUGAAGAAACCCGCUACCCCCACGCCAGUUCCCGCGGUCGACUCCUUCGUCUUGAGCGACGAGCAACGGCUUGAAGCGAUUGCCGUCGAGCAGCAGAUGCUGCGAACGCGAAUGGCGGCGAGGAAGGAGGCUGAGGCGAGAAAGAAGGGGGCAGAAGCAAAGGAGACGCCUGACUCGGCGGAGAUCAGCGAUCACCGCCCGAAGGCCGAUCAGCGAUCUGCUCCCGCUGCCACGUCAAACCCCGAUUCUCCUCCUACUCCCACCUCCUCGUCUCACGGCCCCCGGCCCCGGCCCACGACCACGCGACAGCUGACGCACCAGCCGCCCCUGACCUCACACCACCUCCGGGACCCUUCCCCGAACACCCCUAUGCCGCCGCUGACGCUGCUUACGCGCCGCCAAAAGAGCGCAAUCUUGGCGCUCCUCACAAGCCACCCGUCCGCCCUCCGAUUCACGACCCGCGAACGCGCAAGACGUGUUCAACGCGGUGCUAGACGCCGAUGUGACCGUCAAGGCGCGCAAGUUACUGGCCAGUCCGGAAGUCUCGGCUCUGGCUCGCCAAUCGUUUACGCCCGCGCCCGACCUGCAGACAAACCUGCAGAGCAACUCCUCAACAGCGAGGACCCGCUGCCUCCACUUACUGGCUUCGACUUGGCCCCACAAACGACCACGCCACGGCGCGCGCGCAGCCGCAAUCCGCGAUUCACUGCCCGAUGCAGUCUCCACUGCGGCCGCAAACCACAACGCGAAUGGCAUCUUUGUGCCAGACGCGCCUCAUCACUUCCGCCCGAAACAACCGCCAUCCGCUGCAUACUCCCCAUAGUCGACAAUCAAGAAUAUGUGGAGUCUAUUGUAGACCCCGGCUCGCAAAUCUGUGCGAUGUCGGAAGCUCUCUGCCAUCGCCUCGCCCUCCAGUACGACCCGACCAUCGUUCUUCAGAUGCAGUCCGCCAACGGGGCGAUUACCCCUUCGCUUGGAGUCGCUCGCAACGUCGCGUUCACGUUGCGCGACAUUGUACUGUACCUGCAGGUCCACAUCGUCCGGAACCCCGCCUACGAUGUCCUGCUCGGGCGUCCAUUCGACGUUCUCACACAGUCUGUGGUACACAACUACAGUAACAACGACCAAACCAUCACGAUCCGCGAUCCCAACACCGGCCGAACCGCGACCGUCCCAACCAUCCCGCGUGGCUCCUCUCGAGCAACAAAAGAGGGUUUUCUCAAGCUCAAGUCUUCACGUAUGAAGCACUGA